This is a messenger RNA of Musa acuminata AAA Group (dessert banana), 876 nucleotides long. Its product is annotated as peptide methionine sulfoxide reductase A4, chloroplastic-like. The record is from RefSeq and is a predicted model, not a curated record. Gene Ontology annotation, molecular function: peptide-methionine (S)-S-oxide reductase activity. The coding region runs from base 64 to 675 and encodes 203 amino acids. Lineage: Eukaryota; Viridiplantae; Streptophyta; Magnoliopsida; Zingiberales; Musaceae. Gene Ontology annotation, cellular component: cytoplasm. Gene Ontology annotation, biological process: cellular response to oxidative stress. The transcript has 2 exons.
UCUACCGCUUCCCCUAUAAUUGCAAGCCCCUCGACCCUUCGCCCCGACCUCGUGCUUCCGCCGAUGAGCUGGCUGGGAAAGUUAGGGUUCGGCCUUGGCGGCCGAGCUGCGACGGAGGCGUCGUCAGCGGUCGCGCAGGGCCCUGACGAGGACGCGCCGGCGGCCGGGCAGGAGUUUGCCCAGUUCGGCGCCGGCUGCUUCUGGGGCGUCGAGCUUGCCUUCCAGCGGGUGCCCGGUGUGACCAAGACGGAGGUUGGCUACAGCCAGGGGAGCCUCCACGAGGCCACCUACGAGGAUGUGUGCACCGGCGCCACCAACCACGCCGAGGUGGUACGGGUGCAGUACGACCCCCUGGCGUGCAGCUACGAUGACCUGCUCCAAGUGUUCUGGGCGCGGCAUGACCCCACCACUAUCAACCGCCAGGCAAACGAUGUUGGGACCCAAUAUCGCUCUGGAAUAUACUACUACACACAAGAACAGGAAAAAGCAGCCAGAGAAACUAUGGAGAAGCACCAGGAGGUGUUGGACAGGAAGAUUGUGACAGAAAUUCUUCCUGCAAAGAAAUUCUACAGGGCCGAGGAGUAUCAUCAACAGUAUCUGGAGAAAGGUGGGCGCUUUGGUUCCAAACAGUCCGCUGCUAAAGGUUGUAGUGAUCCUAUUCGCUGCUAUGGAUGAAACGAGUAAUGAUAACCAAAUCAUCAAGAUUUGCAGCCACUGGUUGUUUCAUGUAAAUAUACUCUAGUGUGGGAGCUAUGAGACUGUCCUUAGCUGUAAUCUAUUGGACUAUUGAAUAAACAUUUUGUGAAAAGACUAAGGUGGAUUGAGAUCCAGUCACCUAGUUGAUGAAUUGAUUUAUGAUCGUUCAAGGUUGCUUCA